This is a messenger RNA of Aspergillus affinis, 2463 nucleotides long. Its product is annotated as beta-glucosidase. The record is from RefSeq and is a predicted model, not a curated record. The transcript has 2 exons. NCBI's taxonomy places the organism in Eukaryota, Fungi, Ascomycota, Eurotiomycetes, Eurotiales, Aspergillaceae. Gene Ontology annotation, molecular function: beta-glucosidase activity. Gene Ontology annotation, biological process: glucan catabolic process. Bases 1 to 2463 code for a protein of 820 amino acids.
AUGGCUCUCUUUCUCCGUUUGAUGAGUGCCUGCACACUGGCACUUAGCGUGUACGGUCAGGUUUUCAAUAACGAAACCACUGGCGAGCUCAGCGCUGUACUCUCGAACCUCGAACAUUACUGGUCAUACGGCAGAUCACCGCCAGUUUAUCCAAGCCCUGCAGGAAAUGGGACCGGUGAUUGGGCCAUCGCAUAUGAGCAGGCCAGAGCUCUGGUUUCUCAGAUGACCAACGAUGAGAAGACCAACCUCACAUACGGCUUUCAGGGAAUCGGCAACGGCUGCGCAGGUAACACGGGGACUGUGCCCCGGCUCAAAUUUCCUGGCCUCUGUUUUCAGGAUGCCGGCAAUGGAGUUCGAGGCCUGGAUAUGGUGAACUCAUAUGCCUCCGGCCUCCACGUCGGAGCAUCGUGGAAUCCAGAUCUGGCGUACAAGCGUGGCCAUUAUUUGGGAGCAGAGUUUAAAAAGAAAAGCAUCAAUGUCGCCCUGGGGCCUGUUGUAGGACCCUUAGGUCGCAUCGCCCGCGGAGGUCGGAAUUGGGAGGGGUUCUCCAAUGAUCCCUAUCUAUCCGGCAAGCUAGUGUACGAGACCAUCACAGGUAUGCAGGAAUCUGUCAUUGCGAGUGUCAAGCAUAUGAUCGGGAACGAACAGGAGACAGACCGCAAUCCGUCUGUCUAUUUGGCAAAUGCAUCCAUUUCGUCGAAUAUAGACGAUAAGACAAUCCACGAGCUAUACUUGUGGCCAUUCCAAGACGCAGUGAAAGCCGGCGUGGGUUCUGUUAUGUGCAGUUACAAUCGUGUGAAUAACAGCUACGCCUGUCAGAACAGCAAGGUCUUGAAUGGCCUCCUGAAAACUGAACUGGGGUUUCAAGGCUUCACAGUCACCGAUUGGUAUGCCCGACAUAAUGGCAUCGCGAGUGCGGAUGCAGGCUUGGACGUUGCCAUGCCAAGUUCACCUACUUGGAAAAACCAUACAUUGAGCCUUGCAGUUUCCAACGGAUCUCUGGCUCAAGCUCGGUUGGAUGAUAUGGCGACUCGGGUCCUUGCUACCUGGUUCAGGUUCUCGCCACUCGAUGAUCCUGGGGCCUUUGUUCCGGCGAACCUCACUGAACCGCAUGAAAUCGUCGACGCUCGGGAUCCUGCUGCUGCGCCUACUCUUCUUCAGGGUGCCAUCGAAGGCCACGUUCUCGUGAAAAACACGAAUGGCAGUCUUCCUUUGCAGAAGCCGCAGAUGCUCUCGCUUUUUGGGUAUGAUGCUCCUGCACCGGAAAUCAACUCGCCGACACCAGCCUAUAGUUUCCUGCAAAGCCUCGGUCUUGGCAAUACCCUGUCGUAUGUCGGUGGACAGAGCUUCGCUUACGAGAUUGCGGCUGCUCUUAUGGGAAGCUUUCUCGCUAACACCACGGGCCCUAAUGUUGCACUCAAUGGAACGUUGAUAGUUGGUGGGGGAUCCGGCAGCAACACUCCAGCAUACAUAGAUGCUCCAUUCAACGCUUUCCAACGUCAAGCAAAGCAAGAUGGCACAUACUUGUCCUGGGACUUUGCCUCCCUGGAUCCGGGGGUCAAUGCAGCUAGCGAAGCAUGCAUUGUCUUGGUGAAUGCGCAGGCUUCUGAAGGAUGGGACCGACAGAGUCUCGCUGAUACUUAUUCCGAUACCCUGAUUACCAAUGUGGCAACAAAAUGCAAUAACACGAUGGUCGUGAUGCACAAUGCGGGAGUGCGGGUGGUGGAUGCAUGGAUCGACCAUCCAAAUAUCACAGCCGUGAUCUUCGCCCACGUCCCCGGGCAGGAUUCCGGUACUGCCCUGGUGGAGGUCAUGUAUGGAAGACAGUCACCUUCGGGACGCCUGCCUUACACUGUCGCGAAGGACCCAAAUGACUAUGGCGCAUUGCUCGAUCCCGUGUACCCGGAUAACUCUAGCAUGUACUACACUCAGUCAAAUUUCACCGAAGGAGUCUACAUCGAUUACCGCCAGUUCAUUGCCAACCGCAUCACCCCGCGGUUUGAGUUUGGGUAUGGUUUGACCUACACAACGUUCAGUUACCAUGGUUUGGACAUGCACAUCUCGCAAGGAACACCCAAGUCUUACCAGCCACCAGGCUCAGAGUUAUACACCGCCAGCGAGCCUAAGCCUCCGGGGGGGUUGGACUCUCUGUGGGACGUGAUGGUGACUAUUAGCUGCACCGUAACCAACACUGGCAGCAAUGAAGCGGCAGAAGUCGCCCAGUUAUACAUCCGCAUUCCUGAAGCUGGACCGGAUAGAGUCUUACGAGGAUUCCGCAAGCAGCUAAUCGGUCCGGGGAGGAGUGAAAAUUUGCAGUUUCACCUCACUCGCCGUGAUCUGAGUCAAUGGGACGUCGUUACACAGCAGUGGGUGCUUGUAGAGGGUGAAUAUGAAGUCAUGGUCGGCAAGAGUGUGUUGGACAUACAAUUGACGGGGAAGCUGACCAUAAGCCAUGAUGCGUAG